Molecule: messenger RNA, 2219 nt
Organism: Monascus purpureus
Lineage: Eukaryota; Fungi; Ascomycota; Eurotiomycetes; Eurotiales; Aspergillaceae
Source: the annotation of a GenBank genome assembly
CGACGCGUUGCCAGAUAGAACAGCAGCUGUUGACAUUGACAGACGGUCGACACUCGGAAUGAUUCUCCAGGAAGUGAAAUAGAUUGCCCCCGCAUUUCAGACUGCUGACUGCGUUUCCGAAUACAGAAACCGUCGAAUAACGCAGGUUUAUAUCGCCUUAUCUUUCGCUGGUAUUAUCCAUGGAACAUGAUAGGCGAUCCCGGCUGUGUCAGGAUGUCAUCUGUUAUUGCUGUCGUUUCUGUCGGACUAGAGAGAUAUCUGGGCUGGCAGUGGACAUCAUGGCGUCACGUCGCUCUGGAGAUUGACCGUGGCGCAUUCCCGCCAUCACACCAUUGAGCAAGGAAGGGAUCGGUACGAGGUCCUUGAUAAGGUCUUUUUUAUGCUGAGAAGGGUGUACGUUGUGUCUAAUAUGCAUUUCUUCUGUUUGGAUCUACUGCCAUUAUUCUACUGCUCUUACUAUGUCCAAACCUGAAAUCAUGGACGGCAAGAAGGAAGUCUCGGAGAAGAAUGCAACUCCCGAAAUAAAUCCUCCAUACGGUACACAGGGCCAGGGGACCGUCACUGCUACGACAGUCGAGAAGAACGGGAUCAAGUUACAUCCCCAACCGACAUCUGAUCCAUUGGACCCGUUGAAUUGGUCACGGCUGCAGAAACACACCAUUCUGGGCAUUGUGAUGUUCAAAUAUUUCCUCUUCACCUACAUUACCACCACCACCGUGCCCUCGUUUCCCGAGAUCCAAACCCAGUUCAACAUCAACUACUCCCAGGUCAAUUUGACUGUUGCCAUCCCUGCCCUGGGCCUGGCAGUGGGUCCGCUUUUCUGGUCAUCACUGAGUGAUAUCUACGGCCGUCGCAUCGUUUUCAUUGUUGGCACGAUUAUUGCCCUAGUGUCAACUUGCGGCGCAGCAGCUGCAGAUAACGAUCGGGGAUACAUGGCUGCGAGGUUCUUUCAGGGAUUCGGUGUUAGUCCGGCUUCGACGGUUGGAAUGGCAGCGAUCAACGACCUCUUCUUUGACUAUGAACGUGGACAAAAACUCGGGUUAUGGGUUUUAGCUAUCGACUCGGGCCUGCUGCUUGGCCCAACUUUUGGUGGAUUCCUCAACGUCGUCAGUGCAGCGUGGAUUAACUGGUUCAACGCCAUAUUAUUUGCCCUGCUACUCGUCCUGGAACUCCUGUUCAUGCCUGAAACGCUCUACCCUCGCAACCUGAUGCUCGGCCACUUCCCCCGAGUAAACAAUGGACCGGGGGUUCUCAACGACAUUGAAACCGCUCAUACUCAGCCGUCUGAGAAACAAGAGGAGACAUCCGUGCGAAGAACGAAAAAGCUCUUCUUCUUCAACUUCAGGCCCGUCCCUGGGAUUCUUCACCCGAAACUGUACGAUUCCGUCGUCCGUUUCGUUCUCACCUUUUGCUUCCCAGUAGUAACCAUAGGUGUCCUUGGUUAUUGCUUCCUCUGGUACUGGUGGGUGCUGUCUGUAGUCACCAUGGUGCCUGCAGCAUACGCGAACUAUGGUCCACUGGUUCAGGGAUUGCUGUUCCUUGGUCUCUUCAUCGGAACGAUGGUCUCGGAGGCGUUCUUUUCGGGGAAGCUUAGUGACUACAUUGUUGAGCGGCUGGCGAAGAGUAAUGGGAAUGUGCGUGUUGCCGAGAUGAGAUUAUGGCUAGCUUAUCCUGCUAUUGCAUUGACAGGCGUCGGCUUGAUCGUCUGGGGUGUCAGUAUCGACAUGCACUAUCACUGGAUGGUAGGGCAAGUUGCCUUUGCAUUGUUUGCUGCUGGUGUCCAAAUGGGAAACACCGUCAUCAGCGCAUACAUCGUCGAUGCAUACCCGCUUCAGUCCAUGAGCGUCAUUACCUUCUAUGCAGUGUUCCUCAACCUGAGCGCCUUUAUUAAUCCGUUCUUCAUCACUCCCUGGCAAGCCUCUGUGGGCUGGACAUGGACCUUUACAACGCAAGGCAUCAUUGUGCUCAUUUUAUGUACCCUUACUUUUGCCUCGUUGCAGGUGUUCGGUGGGUGGCUAAGGGCAAAGUCACCGGAGCCCUCUUGGGUAAACCCGGAGUUUGAUACAAGGAUUUAGAUUGGCUUGUCGAUGACUUUUCCUUAGUAUAUGUAUUCUUAUGUAUAGUGUUUGUUGUCUUCUAUGUAAAAUAACAUUAUCCGGGGAUUAGAAUAUUUCACUGUAGAUGGCUAUGGAAUGAUUCAUGGUCUAAAGUGUCUGAAU